GUUAAACGGUUUUAGCGGGGAGGUUUGCAGUUUACCCACCGAGUAUUAUUCCGAGUUUACACACGAGCUGUAAAGCAAAGAGGGAAGUCCUUCAUUUUAGAGCAUUUAUUUUCUCGUCAAUAUGCUAUUGGUUUAGCUUUAAAAUAAAUAGCGGAGCAACGAGCAUCGUAUUCCCUCUUCAGAAACCCGGAUAUCAAAGGCCGUCAACAUGAACUCCGUACUAACAUCCGUGCGGUCCCUCAUGCAAAUGUUCGAUGGCAAAGCACAAGAAUUUGCCAAUGAAAUUGAGAAUGUUCACAUGGUUUGGCUUGAGGAGAUCCAACAGGAAGCCAACCGCAUGUUCUCAAGAGAUUUUAAUGCUGAACCAGAAUUAAUGCCAAAGACACCAUCACAGAAAAAGAAUAGUCGCAGGAAGCGCGUGUCUCUGGGUCGCCAGGAAGAAAAUCAAGCCAGGCGAAGAUUUUCAAAGGGAAAGCGCAGCAACCUUCGUGGUUCUUCUGUCAAAUCACUGAACUUCAUUGCUGAAGAAGAGUCUGUUCCCGAGGCCUCGACCUCUGAAACCACCACACAGCCUAAACGUACCACUCGCAAAAACAAACAAAGAAAGUCUGAGGUGACGGAGGAAGUGAACCAGUCAACUCAUGGAAACUGUGAAACUGAGAAGGUGGAGAACAGGAAGCCAGAGCUCGUAGAAGAGCUGGACAAAAGUAACGUAGUGAACGAUGCAAAAGUGGAGCCAGACUAUGCACCUAGGACUCCACCUAAGACACCCGCAUCUGGGGUUGUUGUCAGCACUUCUCCGGCAGACCCGUCUCCACCUAAAAUACCCUCACCUGAAGUUAUUGUCAGCAUCUCUCCAACAGACCGCUUGUCUGCUGAGAUUGCUCUCCAGCCAGAGCCUUCUCCUGGCCGCACAGCUGCUAAGAUUGCCAUCGCUGGUGCAGCUCAAAGCUCGCGGCGGAGCUCUGUACGCUGCUCCCUCAAGCUUCGUCACUCGCGGGCUGGUCUACGGCACAGUAUGACUCAGGAAUCUGUUCGCCGUGCCUCACGUCGCUCCAUGCUCAAGAGGAAGGUGUCUCGUGUGUUCAAUGCCACAUCUAGCAGCAACACUGAUGAGGACGCAUGUAUGGGCUCUGUAGAAGAAGAGGAUAAAGAAACCAAUUAUGAAGCUGUAACUGCUGAUACAGAGGAUAAUUCUGCAGCUGAAGAAUCAAAGGAAACUCCAGAGAUCGAGGUUAACCAACGCAUAAAUCCUUCUAUUGGACGCAUUACUCGAUCUGUGGCUGCACACUCUCCCAAAUUGGCGCCUCCAUCAUUGUUUACCACUGAGCAAAAUAUGAGCACUCCAAACAGCAGAACAGUCAUCGCUGAGAAGCAACAGUCUUCCAAGUCCAAACGGAAGUCACGCCAGAGUACCAAACGCAAAGCACCAGAUACUGUAGAGGAAAGUCCCACAAAGAGGUUCUCCCCUCCGAAGAAAAGUCAGAGUGCCAUCAGACCCAACAUGAGGUCUUUCCUCCAAACUGUGCAGAAGAAUCAGAUGCUGAUGAUGACUCCAAAUACCCUCGGCCGCACUGGUGUUAUCAAGUCCUUCAUUAAACACACCACUCCUAUGAAGAUUGAUCCUAAGUUGAGCACUGGUAUAGUGACCAAAGAGCGCGUCAAACUGGAAGCACUUAAAAAGAAACAGGAGCAAGAGGAGGAAAGAAUGAAGAAAAUGGAGGAUGAGAAAAAAAGGAAACAGGAUGAACUUAAAAGGAAAAGGGAUGAGAGGCUAAGGAGAGUGUUUGAGGCCAAAGUAAAAGAAGAGCAGAGGGAGGAGGAAAAGAAAAAGAAGAUUGAACAAAAAAUGGCCCAGAUUGAUGAGAAAAAUGAUAAGCGUCAGGCAGAGGAGAGGGCUAAGAAGAAGGCGGCUAUGAAGCGCCAAGAGGAGCUCGAGCAGAAAAAGAAGUUGGAAGACGAGGCAAAGAGGAAGAAGAUGCAACAAGCAGAGGAGGAGAAGCGGCAGCAGGAGUCACUGGCCAAGAAGAAGGCAGAGGAGGAAGAACAGUUAGCUCGUAAGCUGGCUGAAGCUCGCAGAGCCUUGGAGCUAAAGAGAGAGCAAGAACGUGAGAGGGAGAGAGAGCUAGAGAGAGAACGACUAGCUGCUGCUGAAAGGGUUUGUUGUACUGACUUGGUGUCUGUCAGGGAGCGUGUGGAAAGGGAAAAAGCUCUCGCUCUACAACGGGAGCUGGAGAGAGCAGCGAGGGAAAAGGAGAGGAGAGAACUGGAGGAAAAGAGAAAGGCACUGGAGGAAAGAAGAAAACUGGAGGAGCAACUGAGAUUAGCUGCAGAAGAAAAAGCUGCGAAAGAGAGAGAAGCUGCUAAACAAAGAGAAGCUGCCGCCGCUGCUGCUGCUAAACAGACCGCUGCUGUACUGAAUGUGACCAUGGAUAUCGAGCGCUCUGUAAUGAGCACGCCUGUAGGAAAAGGUGGUGGCCUAAACGUGACUGUGGAUAUUGAGAAAUCACCACAAUCAUACGUCAUCACUCCAAAGGGCGGAAACAAACCCUUGAUGUCCAAAAGUGCAGAAGAUUAUGGGAUGGACCAAAACAGUGACGACUCUACUGAUGACGAGUCUGCCCCAAGGAAACCCAUUCCAUCCUGGGCAGAAGGUCACAAUCUGCAGCAGAUAAUAAUGAAGCAGUACUUUAACCCUCCUGAUUUAGACUCUAUCUUUGGAACAGUUGAACCACCCAGACUGGAAAAUAUCUUUUACAAGAAGAAGCCUCGCUAUUUUAAACGCACCAGCUCUGCUGUGUGGCACUCGCCUCCAGUGGGAUCCAAGUAAAGUCUGUACACUGAUACAAAUGUACUUUGUUGUAUAAAGUUUUCAUUUUGUGUUGAAGUCCAAUAAAGUAACAUGUUUUCCCCUUUAUAUUAAAUUGUUUUUAUGGUUUUAGGCAUCUGUGUUUUAGUAAUAUUGUUAGUAGUCUGUAAAAUAUCAUGAUUCAGAGUGAUACACAAGUGAUGCUUUUACUUGUACUUGAAAAGGGUGUGUAUUAUAACCCAGUGGGAUAUUAAAGUUUUGUUUUUGUUUUUUUCCUCCCAAAUGAUCAGUAAAAACUUUCUUUUGUAUGAUUGUGUGUACUGACUGUAAAUGAUAGCAGAAUUCUCAUGUCUGGGAUUUAUUCAAAUACAAUAAAAUGGUUGAUUACGGCAAAA
This is a messenger RNA of Acanthopagrus latus (yellowfin seabream), 3204 nucleotides long. Its product is annotated as inner centromere protein. Gene Ontology annotation, molecular function: protein serine/threonine kinase activator activity. The coding region runs from base 209 to 2830 and encodes 873 amino acids. The transcript has 21 exons. Gene Ontology annotation, biological process: meiotic spindle midzone assembly; metaphase chromosome alignment; positive regulation of protein serine/threonine kinase activity. Gene Ontology annotation, cellular component: kinetochore; meiotic spindle midzone; midbody. The record is from RefSeq and is a predicted model, not a curated record. NCBI's taxonomy places the organism in Eukaryota, Metazoa, Chordata, Actinopteri, Spariformes, Sparidae.